Danaus plexippus (monarch butterfly) is the source of this 2201-nucleotide messenger RNA. RefSeq names its product putative odorant receptor 85e (gene Or85e). Bases 44 to 1357 code for a protein of 437 amino acids. The transcript has 8 exons. Gene Ontology annotation, molecular function: olfactory receptor activity; odorant binding. Gene Ontology annotation, cellular component: plasma membrane. Gene Ontology annotation, biological process: sensory perception of smell; detection of chemical stimulus involved in sensory perception of smell. Lineage: Eukaryota; Metazoa; Arthropoda; Insecta; Lepidoptera; Nymphalidae. The record is from RefSeq and is a predicted model, not a curated record.
UUAAAUAUUUCAUGGGAUCUAAAGUCGAAUCAAAAUCUUGAAGAUGAAAGUAGUAAAGAAUUAUACUCAUUUCAUUGAGCUGUUUUUAAAGAGUGUAGCUUGCUGGGAUUGGUAUACAAAGCCGGAGAGAGCACAUCAGAUAAUCAUAAAUAACCUCUACUUGGCUCUGGUGAUGUUUUCUCUGGCAAAUACGUCGAUUAGUUUGACGGUACAUUUAUAUACCGACUGGACGGACGUAAUGUCGAGUCUGGACAGCAUGGCGGACGGACUUCCGGUUAUAGUGGCUGUAUUCAUCGUCGCUUACUUCGCUAGCCACAAAACUGAAUUAUAUGAUUUGGUUAAUUAUAUGAACACGAUGUUUAAAUGGCGCUCAGCUCACGGCUUAACGAAUAUGACCAUGUGGCAGAGUUAUAAGACCGCAAAAACAUUUGCAUAUCUGUAUACAGCAUGUACACUUUUCAGUGUUGCCACAUACGCCUUGUUGCCGGUGAUCGCUUAUCUGCUUUUCGAAAAGCCUCUGCAGCACUGGAUUUAUAUGGACGUCACCAACAAUUUCCACUUGUUUUUAAUUCUGAUCCGUCAAUGUAUGUCCCAGGUGUUUGUUGGACUUGCAGUUGGUCAAUUGGGAGUUUUUUUCGCAUGCCAUUCCAUUUUGUUGUGUGGUCAGAUCGAUCUGUUAUGUUGCUCGCUGCAGAACGUUCGUUUCACCGCGCUUAUGUUGAGAGGUGUCCAACAUGGCGCCCUCGUGAAACAAUACAGAGGUAUAGAGCAGGAAGAGAGACAUAACUAUUUAUACAAUAAGUCAGAAAUGGUUGACAGUCAUUACCAUUAUGACGAGAAAGUGAACAUACAGUUUAAGAAAACAAGUCAAUUUGAUAUUUAUAGCAGCGAGUAUGAAGACGCCACUUGCGCUGCCCUUCGAGAAUGCGCGCAAGUAGCAAGAGUUAUCAAAUCGUAUAAGGACCGCUUUGAAAGUUUUGUAUCUCCGUUGCUUGUGUUGCGCGUCGUUCAAGUUACUCUGUACCUUUGCACUUUGUUGUAUACUACUUCAGAGAAAUUCGACAUGGUCACUGUAGAGUAUUUGGCGGCGGUAGCAUUAGACAUGUUCGUUUACUGCUAUUUCGGGAAUCAGAUUACAUUACAGUCGGAUCGCGUCAGUAGCUCGGCGUAUUACAGCGGGUGGUAUUGUUGUGGUAAACGAGGCCGCCGUCUGUUGCUGCACGUGUUGUUGUCCCAUCAUCGCAGCGUGCUGGUGCGCGCGGGGCGAUUCCUCCCCAUGAAUUUGCACACGUUCCUCAAGAUAUUAAAAACAUCAUUUUCAUAUUAUACACUUCUGGUAAAUGUAAAUGAAAAAUAACUAUAUAAAUAUAGAGGAUUUCAAAUAAAAAGCAUCAAAUUUUUUGAAAGUAUUUUAUUUAUGAAAUUAAUAUACAAUUCUCUUGUUCAUACAUCAAUAAUUUAUUGAUUUAAGUCGGCCGGCGGCCACUGUACGCAGUUCAGUCUGAUUCAUUGCGAAAUAAAUAAUGAUUAAGUUUACAGCUCCCCCGCGUGAUUUUUCAAUUCUGGUAACACUAUCGGUGGAUUUUAAUACACGGACCAAAUAUUUAAAACGCUCUCUUAUUUCAUAUUAUAAGCAGACGAUCGUUUUUACGUAUAAACAUGCAAUCAAUGUGAGCGAUAUGACGUUUAUUAAAAGUUUCACUUAAAAAAAGUGUUCAUGAUAAAAAAAAAAUCAGUACGGUAUUAAUACCGAUACAAAAACUGACAUUCCUUGAUAGGUUUGAUUUUCAAGUAUUCCAUUUUUAAAUUUUAUAUUCGAUGGCCCGUGUAGAAUGUUUUGAAUAUGGAACGCGGGGGGCGGGGCAACGACAAAGCACACUACUCGCAAUCACUAACGCAAAUGAGGACAUAGGCUGUUCACGAUAACGCUUACUACUUAAUUACUUAUAAAUGUUUAAUUACCUUUUAAUAUUAUUACAUUUUCUCAAUGUCCUUAAUACAAAUCUAAUGUGCGACUUUGGUGCACUCGAGAUUCCUCUCUUGAUGAUUGUACUAUAUUUUAAUGGAAGUGGUGUUUAUCUAAUUUACACCUGUAUAAAAUAUUGCUCAUUAUUUAUUGCGAUGUGUCUGUGGUAUAUAGAUUUUUUUUCUUAAACGACAUUAAUUUGUGACUAAAUCUACAUAUCUAUCCUUUACUAAAU